UGUGUCGCCUGUGUCACACAGCUGUUAACCAAUCAGCACAGUGAUGUUAGAAUUACAGGAAGCGAGGCCCGGGAUGACGUGUUCCUUGCUGAAUUACUUGCAGCACGAUACCCUUUUGUUGGAGCUGUGCAGUACAUCACGGAAGAUCCUACUUCAUAAUGUGACACAAGGACAUUUCUCAAGAGCCACGUAACAACUUAUUUUCUUCAUACAGAAGCGGAAUACUCCAGGAGAGGUGAUCGUAUUUACUCGUGCUAAAAUCAUCUAAUGAAAAAUGUCUUUAAGGGUCAGCGUUUACCUAAUGCUCAGUUUUGGAAUAGGAAGUAUGCUUUCUCUCCUAGUUUCCUUUCAAUUGCGUUGUACGGACAACCAAUCCCUUUUUCAAAGUUUCAAGUAUUCUGAUACCUGCACCGAGACAAUCGACAUAUCAUCAAUACAAGUAAACGUAUCAAACAUCCCUCGACAGAUAUUUGAUGUAGCCAUGUAUCUCAAAAGGGCGAGGAUACACGCAAGAGGAUUUAAAACACGGAGGGCAUUAAAAUAUGCAAGUGAAUACAUGGACGCAAUUCUGAAAGGAUUUGGAACCUCCUUUGAAGACGCCACAAAACGGAAUGUGUAUGAACCCAGUAGUAUGUGUCCCGAGUAUCAUGAUGAUAAAAAGAACAAAAUCAUGAAUUGUUCUCACGCUAAGCCUCUUCAGGAAAUAGUCACAGUCAUUCGUCUUGACUAUGGCUCACCUACAGACAAAGAGUUCAUUAAAGAUACGUACGGUGAAAACCUCCCAAUGAUAGUUGGUGACUACGGUGAGAAUGUUAAGGAAAAGAGUAAUGUACGUGUAAAGCACAUGGUAUCUACGACCACAGAAGGGGAUGCAUUGAACACAUUAAUGAAAGAAGUGAAAACUAAAUAUACAUUAGUUUUGCGAAAUGUGACUGAACUCGACUCAAAUGCACGAAUCGAACGACUUGUACGUGAGAUAGAGAGUCUAAAUGUUAACGCAGUAGGCGGGGCUAUCAGAAACUCUGAUAAUGUUUGGAGUUUAGGUUGCCAUCAGAGAGUAUUCCGGAACUACACGGUGGUAUACGAGGAAGGAUAUGACGAGUCAAUGCACGACUGUGUGUUUUGUGAUCACGUGGAUGGACCGUUUCUAAUGAAAACAGAAAUAUUAAAACAAAUCAAAUUUGAUAAUAAUUUGACAUCAAUGGGAUUAUACGAGGACUUCUUUAUGAGACUUAAUACGGAAGUUGCUCUGUGUCCUGACUCCUUGUUUGAUAUGGAUUUUCCACGCCGUAGUGAGCUGACAAAAGACUGGGAGAAGUUUGGACGAAAACGGAAUCUUUACAAGUUAAAGUUUUCUUUUGGACUGACUAUACAGUUUGGAUGUAAUUACUCGUAUCCAUGCAAAAGAAUAAAAGGAUUUGUAAGAUCACCGUGCUGUGUUCAAGAGCUGACAGACUUAACUUAUGGCUUCAUGGACAUGUGUGAAAAGAUUAAUGGAUCGUGUCAAAUGAAUGCUGGAACAGUCCUCGGAGCUGUGAAAAUGUACAAUGUGAUCCCAUGGGAAAUAGACGCAGAUAUCCAUUUUUGGUGUCCUGAUUUCACGAAUUUGAAAAAUGCCGGAGUAAAACUGAGAUCUAGAGGCAUACGAGUCGGAGUGGAACAUUUAGGUAAUUGCGCUCCAAAAUCCAUUCCCGCGCAGUUAGGUGCAACGUCCAAACACUGGCAUGUGGAUAUCUGGUCACGUGAUACGAUGGAGUCAUACGAAGUAAGGUCUAAACACCGAAAUUUGACCAGAAUUCCAUUUAAUGGACGUUUUGUAAACGGAAUGAGAAACCCAGCAUUAUUUGCACGUACUAUAUAUCCAGAUAUAUUCAUGCAUCAACAGCAUUUCAGAGAGGUAGGAUUAGGGAGGGUUAAAACAUUUUCAAAAUGUCCGAAAUUUGACAGUCAUGACUGCAUAGACAAUUACUAUGAAGAUGGAAACAUUCAGUUCCGUGACCCGGUGGCAUAAUUUGUUUAAGUUACGAAAUCGACCAUGAUCCUUAUCUCGAAAAAAGAGAAAAUCACAAAGUGGAUUUCUUAUUUAACUUUCAUUGAUAUCAAAUCACAUUUCAAUAUCUUCCUGAACAUCUCUAGGAAUUAUGGACUGCGAAGAUUUACAUAUUUUUAAAGUGUCCCAAAGAAAACGAGUAUUAUUGCAUUGACAGUUACUAUACAGUCAGAAAUGACAAUGUUUGACUGAAUACAAGUAGUUCAAAUACGAUGAUUCUGAUGUGACAAUCGCAUGCUUUACAUACAUUUUGAUUACAUUACAGUAUGUUAACAAAAGUAGAUCACGCAGUUAAAUUCUGUUGUAAUUGUUUGAUGUUUACUUUGAGAUUUGAUUAUUGUCAACAAUGUUUCGGUAUGGUUCACUAUUGUUUUCUAGAUAAAAAAAGGGUAUAUUAGUUUGUUAGUGAAAUACUCCAGGGAAUACCGACAUAAUAAUGACACCGUAAUUCCAAUGAAAAUCGGUCGAAGGGAAAAUAUAUGAUAGGUUUGCAUGACCCUCAAUCACUUUAUCACUUAGUUGUACCCUACCCCAGUAUGCAUAAUUGUAUACACAUAUCCCUAUAUCUGGUAGCUGUACACGAACGCCUAUAUAGUCUAGCUGUACACACGUAGCGGUACCUGCAUUUCUACAGUGUCUAUCUCGUAGUUGUAUCAUUAUACUACGUAUUUGUACAUGAACCUAUAUGUAUCUGUUCACCAUAUCGCAUAGUUAUCCACAUACUACCUAGUUGUCAACGUGUCCGGGUGUCGUUUAGUUGUACACGUAUCCCCUCUGACACUUAGUUGUAGUACACCAGUCCAAUACUGGGUAAUUUUACACGUAGUCCUAUAUCGCGUAGUGAAAUAUAAUAAAUUAUUUUACAAUUUAGUAAAAAAUAUAUAUAAGAUUUUAUUCCUAGAUCUGUAUUUCUAUAUAACACAUUUGCCCUUUGGCACCAAUUCUGUUUACCUGUUGACGUAGUUGAUCUGAGAUUAAUGGUGCAUGUUGUACAUGGUUAUCUAAUAUUGUCUUAGGCUAUAUGACAGCCGUCUUCCGUAUUAUCAUGUACCUAUCAAUCAUAUACACUCAUACCUAGGACUUAGUACUAUAAAAGAUUAGAUGUAAUUACUAUAUGAGACAGUCGGUUUCCAAGGACUGGACUAAGCAGUUCUACACACUUAAAUAAGCCAAGAUACAACGACUUGGACUCCGUCUUCCUCUCUUACACCAUACACAACAUUUCUACAAGUGACUACAAAACCUUGUAGUUCACAGUAGUCGUACAUGAAACCCCGUAACACCUAGUUGUAAUACAUCUAUUCCAAUACCGUGCAGUUGUACACGUUUUCCAAUAUAUCUCAUUGUUGUACACGUUUUCCAAUAUAUCUCAUUGUUGUACACGUUUUCCAAUAUAUCUUAGUUGUACACGUGUUCCAAUAUAUCUUAUUGUUGUACACGUUUUCAAAUAUAUCUUAGUUGUACACAUUUUCCAAUAUCGCUUAGUUGUACACGGUUUCCAAUAUCGCUUAGUUGUACACGUUUCCCAAUACAAAUGUAUAUCUUAGCUGUACACGUUUUCCAAUGUAUCUGAGUUGUACACGUUUUCCAGUAUAUCUGAGUUGUACACGUUUUCCAAAAUCGCUUAGUUGUUCACGUUUUCCAAUAUAUCUUAUUUGAACACAUUUACCAAUAUAUCUUAGUUGUACACGUUUUCCUAUAUCGUUCAGUUGUACACGUUUCCCUAUAUCGCUUAGUUGUACACGUUUCCCAAUAUCGUGCAUUUGUUCACGUAUCGUAUCGUGAAACCUUGUACACUUAUCCUUGUUUCGCGUUCCUGCAAUCAUAUGUAUAUAUUACAUAGUUGUACACUUAUCCCUAUAUGGCGAAGAUGUUCACGUAUCCACUUAUAAUGUAGUUGUUCGCAUAAUCCUGACAUCGAGUAUAGGUAGUUGUCACAUGGAUCCUAUAUCACACAUUUAUUCAUGUAUCCUAGUAUGACUAAAUAUUGUAUAUUUUUACAUAAACCUAUCUGCUCAACAUUUUUAUGUUGUUCAAUUACCAUUCUCUGUAUACCAGUAUGUUUUUUUCUCUUUAAUCCAGAACUAAAUUAAACUUGCAAAUAUGUUAAUUCAUGCAUUUAUCCCAAUACUGUGUAGGAUUACAGACAAGUAGUUUCCUGUUUUGAUACAUGUUUUAACUAUAAAUAUACCUGCUAAUUUUACCUAUUGUACUUUUGUUUUGUAUAUAACACUCAUAUUGUGUAGAGGUCUUAUGUAUAAAAAUUGUACGUAUCUACUAGAAUAUAUGCACUUAUACUCUAGAUUAUUCACUGGUUUGUUAAGUGUUGGAUUGAUGUUAUAGAGACAAUAUGGAAGUUAAAAGUUAAUUGAAUGUGUAUUCAGUAUUUGUUGGCCAAGGUGGUCAGAUCUCAAGAAUUGAUAAUGCAGAAGUUAGUCAAAAGAAUUAUCUCUUCUUAUUACCUCUUGAAGUGGAAUUUGCAUUUUUUUUAAAUUUCUAAUUUGAUUUUAUUCCAACUACACUUGGAUACAGGGCAAAGCUACACAUUUUCAAACUACCUAACUAUCAUUUAUAUUCAUAUUCCUUUUGUCAUGUUACCAUGUUAUGUUUUUUGAACAUUUUACUUUUUGCUCAUAUAACUUUGAUUUUCUAAAUGUUAGAAAUAGGUAUGUCAAUCAGCUAUUAAUAUUGUCAUGUUACUUUAUGCUUAACUUCUGUAGAAUGUGAAGUCACAUUCUCUUGAACCAAUUUUACUAUAAUGCUGACGUGUAAUCAAUUUACGAAAAUCUUACAGUGCUGUCCAUAUUAAAAAUCGCUUUACCAUCUUAAUUUUUAUCUACUUAACCUCUGUCACGUUACCCUACUGUCUCUUUUUCUCUUAUUCUUUGAAUACAUGUUCUACCCAUUUAAUCUUUGGCAAUUUGCAAUACAUUUUGUGUUGUGUAAACGACAACGCAACAAAUUGAAUAUGUACCCAACUCAAUGUAAACACACAUCGACAAGCAGCUACAAUUUCUUUUAAAUCCUUAAAUUUUCAUUUGAUCCAUAUGACACUUUUUUUUUAAAUUACGUUUUUCACGUCACUUGAACAAUGGUCAUCUAAAUAGAACAGCCUAAUUCGGGAAACAAUCUACUAUGAAAAAGAUUCAAAAUAUGUUCAAUGAAUACCUUUGGGGAAGUCCAAUAGCAAAGGUCAAAGGAGAUAUUAUUGUGAAAUGUUAUGAAGAAGGUGGCUUGAAAAUGGUUAAUAUCCAACAUUUUGAAAUGGCCUUAAAAUCAACAUGGAUUAGAAAUAUUUGUCUUAAACAUUCAAAUUGGCAGACACUUCUUUUUACAAAAAUUAAUAGAAAUAAGCUUUUAACGUUAGGAAAUAGAUAUAUUGAAUAUAAUAUCAAAAAUGUACUUCAUAACAAAUUUUGGAUUGAUGUUUUUAAUGCGUGGAAUAGAUUAAGAGGGAAAAUUGAAAUAUUUAUGCCAGAACAAAUAUUAUCUCUACCAAUUUGGUAUAAUGAUUUAAUAAAAAUAGGUAUUAAUACUGUAUAUUAUAAGCAAUGGUUUGAUAAAGGUGUGAUUUUUAUAAAUGAUUUACUUAAAGAAGAUGGCAGCUUUCUUCAAUAGAAUGAAUUUAAUGAAACUUUUAAUUUAGAUACUAACUUCCUUGAUUAUAAUGGUAUUAAUUUGGCAGUUAAACGAUUAAGAUGGAAUUUUGAAAAAAAACUUAAAUUACCAUUGAUACCACUGUAUAUUGAUAUUGUUAUUAAAAGUAAAAAAGGUACAAGGAUAUGUAUAAUGUAUUGAAUAAAAAUAAUGUAUUGCCUACAGGACAAGCAAAGUGGGACACCAUAUUUGGAAAUACACCUAUUGAGGAAUGGAAAACAAUAUACAGAUUGCCUUUUGACACAAAUAAAAAAUCAAAACUACAAUGGUUGCAAUUUAGAAUUAAUCAUCAUGUCUUAGCUACAAACACUUAUUUGAAAAAAGAUUCAUUUGGUUCAGUCUGAUUUGUGUAAUUUCUGCUUCAUAGAAAAAGAAACAAUACAGCAUGUACUUUGGGAAUGUAAUAAAGUCCAAAAUUUAAUUAUGGCUUUCCAAAUUUGGGUGCAAGCUACUUGUAAUGAGACAUUUAAUGUAUGUAAAAAAGAUUUCAUUUUUGGUAAAUUAGCACAAAACCCACACCAAAAUAACAGAGCAAAAAAUAUUAUAAUACUAAAUAUGAAGCACUAUAUUUAUUGUCAAAAGUAUUCAUGUAAAGCUCUUUACCUACCCACUCUAAUUAGAAACCUUAAAACUUCAUAUAACAUCGAGAGAUACUUGGCAAAAAAAUAUGACAAGGAAGCUACUUUUAUUGAGGAUUUCAGUGCUUACCAUUCAGCUUUUAGAAAAUAAAUAUACCAAUUACAAUAAGGUAGUGUCUUUCAUUAUGAAAUAGAUUUAAAUUUACCAAUGUAAUUAAUUUUUAUACUUUUUCAAUUUGCUUGUGUUUUUGUUGGAUUCGUAUCAACCCUUUUUUCCCCCCGAUUAAAUGUUUUAUUAGCAAUAGUCAGUUAUUUUUUGUCACCCUUUCAGAAAUUGCCUUUGCUUUCGUCGGAAAUCUCGUUCCUUCUUCUCUUUUCUUUGUAUUUUCUUUUGUAACUCAGCUUCUACUUUUUAUCCAAACUAUCCUCCAAUCCCAUUUUUCAAUUAGCUCCAGUCAAUAUAUUCAUUUGUUGAUUGUUUCAAUUCUACAUACACUAUACUGCCCAAUAAUUAAGAAUGUAAUAGUAGAUUUAAAAUAUGAGUAUUCAUAAGCAAUGAUUACAUCUACGUAAUUAAGAGAGUAUUGAUGUAUAUGUUUGUCUGGAACAAAAAAAAAAUAGAUGGCGUCGUGGUGUCAUUGACGACAUACAUCAUACAUAAUAGUUCGGAAAGAAAACAACGCAAUCAAUUUCUUUUUUCAAUGUUUUUUUAUAUAUUAUAAAACAAAAAUUAAAAUAUUUAGACAUUGCUUUUUAUUUUUGUGAAUUGACAGUUCAUCAUUAAUAUAUAUAUCCAGUCCCAGAGUCAGAGCACAAGACGCUCUUAUUUUGUCACCUACUAUUGGUUGAUAGCAACAGCUGUUUCACAGCAUCAAAAACUGUUUUAAAUGUUUCAACUUUAAUAACUAAGGUAUGAGUUUAGAUUUAGGCAAAUUCUCGCCCUUUCCCUUCCCUAUCUAUUUUUUUUUCUUGCAAUCUCAUUUUUAAAUUAUUAAAUAAUGCUGUUUCUAUCUUAGAUUUUUGAAUUUUUGCUAAAUAAGUCUCCUUUAUCCUCUAUUAUUUCUGCUAAGGAAACACACGUUUAUAUAUAAGUUUAACAACUUGUUUCUGGAUCCCAUUUCACUUAAAUGAUAGUAUAUUGUUUGGAGUGUUCAAACCUACGAAAUAAAAUACGGUUUAUACUAAACCAUAA
Molecule: messenger RNA, 7477 nt
Organism: Pecten maximus
Lineage: Eukaryota; Metazoa; Mollusca; Bivalvia; Pectinida; Pectinidae
Exons: 2
Coding region: 275-2011 (578 amino acids)
Biological process (GO): protein O-linked glycosylation via mannose
Cellular component (GO): Golgi apparatus
Source: RefSeq, a predicted model, not a curated record